Messenger RNA from Heterobasidion irregulare TC 32-1, 2877 nucleotides. It is a transcript of the gene lep4, whose product is annotated as lignin medium expressed protein 4. The transcript is spliced from 19 exons. Lineage: Eukaryota; Fungi; Basidiomycota; Agaricomycetes; Russulales; Bondarzewiaceae. The coding region runs from base 1 to 2877 and encodes 958 amino acids. The record is from RefSeq and is a predicted model, not a curated record.
AUGUCGACGCAAUCUGCUAAGGCCAUUGCGGCCGACGGUGUUGAUCUCAAGUGGCUCGACGGGAAGGCGCCCAGUACCACGAUAUCGGGUGCUGCGUUUGGUGUUCCGUGGCCGCAGGGCGCAGUCGAUAGGACUACAUCCAUUGCGCUCACGUCCUCAGAUGGCAAGGGGGUUCCUGUGCAAACCUGGCCUUUAGCAUACUGGCCGGACGGAAGUCUGAAGUGGACGGGACACGCUUUGGCCGCGAGCGAAGGCUUGUCAGACGGGUAUUAUCUCGCACCUGCCACGCCCACAGAGCCUUCUGCACCUGUGGAUGUCACCGACUCUAAUGGAAAAAUCACUGUGACGACCGGGUCAUUCUCUGCGGUUUUCAACAAGUCGGGAUCUACUUUGAUCGACAAUUUGAGCCUGAAUGGCCAAACAAAAGCCAGCGCAGGGCAACUCAUCAUACACAUCCAGAGUGCUCCCGACGAGCCUGAGCUUGCUGGCUCGAAACCUUCCGUACUAGCGACUGUUGGAAACAUCCAAUCUGUUACCGUAGAGCAGGAUGGGCCCGUCCGCGCAGUUAUCAAGGUGCUCAUCCAAGUCGAUCAAAGUACUUUUCCCCUCGAAGCUUAUCAUCUUUGCAAGGUCUCUGGCAAUUAUCAAGGCGACGGUCACGAGUCGUUCUUGCCUUUCACUGUCCGAUUUUACGUUUCCGCAGGGUCUACCGCGAUUCGGAUUGUCCAUUUCUUCAUCUACGACGGCGACCAGUUUAGCGACUUCAUAAAAGGAAUUGGCCUGACAUUCUCUGCACCUCUGACUGACGAGUUGUACAACCGGCACGUUCGCUUUGUCACUUCAGAGGGCGGAAUCUGGGGCGAAGCUGUACGUGGGCUGUCAGGACUACGUCGCGACGCCACCGCCGCGGUCCUCACACCCCAAUUCGAGGGCCAAGCGACGCCCGACAUCUCCACCUGGGUCACGACCAUCUCAUCCGAGAUCGACCAGCUGCCCGUCUGGUCCGACUUCACGCUCGACCAGCUCUCGCCCGUGCACUUCACCGUCGCGAAGCGGACGAAUGCGGGGAGCAAGGCGAGCUUCCUGCGGAACGCGGGCUUUGGGGACAAGGCGGCGGGCGUGGGCUACGUGGGCGGGGCGACGAAUGGGGGCGUCGUGUUUGCGCUGAAGGACUUCUGGCAGGGCGCACCGAGAGGGCUUGAUAUUAGGAAUGCCGGAGAUAGCACGGGCACUGUUACGCUUUGGGCGUAUAGUCCGAGGGCACAAGCUAUGGAUAUGAGGCACUACGACACCGUUGCUCAUGGCCUUGACCUCACUUACGAAGACGUGGGUGACCCAGACCCCAACCCUAUUGGUGUUGGUCGUUCCUACGAUAUUACCCUACAAGUGGUACCUUCCACUCCAUCCCGUUCAGAUCUCGCUGCAUUUGCUUCAAUUAUCGCUCAAACUCCACAAGUCAUCGCUUCUCCUGAAUUCUACGUAUCCCGCCAUUUGAACGUACCAGACAAAUCAACUAGCGGGGCCAACGCUAUCGAGAAACAAAAGAGUGAUCUCCUAGACUUUUAUGUUGCCGAGGUGUCUCAGAGACAAUUCUAUGGAUUCUGGGACUAUGGUGAUGUUAUGCAUACAUAUGAUCAGACGAGACAUACAUGGCGAUAUGAUGUCGGCGGAUUUGCAUGGGAUAAUGGCGAAAUAGCCACGGACCUCUGGUUAUGGAUGUCUUUCCUCCGGACAGGACGCGCAGACGUCUUCCGCAUGGCGUCUGCAAUGACGCGUCACCUUUCAGAGGUCGACUUCCACCACAUCGGGCCCUUCGCUGGCCUAGGCAGUCGCCACCAUGUCACUCACUGGGGAGACGGCGCCAAAGAAGCGCGCAUCACAAGCAGUACGCUGAAGCGCCCAUUCUACUACCUCACUACGGACGAGUUGAUCGGCGACAUCAUGGAGUACUCGCUUCAAGCCGACCAGACCUUGCUGAAGUGGGAGCCCUUGCGCAAAGUGUCUGCUCUGCCACCCCAAGCUCCCAGCCGUGUCCGCAUCGGGCCAGACUGGACAGCGCUGGCGGGCAACUGGUUCACGCAGUGGGAGCGGACAAACGACCCGAAAUGGAGAGAUCGUAUCAAGGUCGGCAUGACGGACAUCGCUGGGUUCAAGUACGGCUUGUUCACGGGAAGCGCUGCCGCCGUCGGAUGGUUCCCCGAUACUGCUCAUCUUGUAGACGAAGGCGGGGAGGGUACCUCAACAUACCAUCUGUCCAUGGUGUUCGGUGGCGGCGAGUUCCUCAUGGAGCUUGUCGAGACGAUUACGGACGUGCCAGGCUUUGACUCUGCAUGGGUCGACUUCUGCAAGUACUAUAAUGCGUCUAAUGCAGACCAAACCGCGCGGUACGGAAAGCCAAUGACCGCACGGACUUUCUCCUACUGGUAUGCAAAACUCCAAGCAUAUGCAGGAGAGCGGCUCAACGACGACUCGAUCAAACAAGCCGCCUGGGCUGUCCUCAACGCCAACAACAUCGGCAUUUGGCCCGCCGUCACCGAGGUCGGCGGGACCGACGUGCCCAAUCCCGUCAACGAGAUCGUUAACGUCGCCACGAACGACGCCGCAGGCCUCUCCCUCACACAAUACGCUGUGCUUGCCAUCGCGCCGCAGUUCGCGCCUAACAGCUUCAUUAGUGCGGACCUCCCCGUGCUCAGAUCCUCAGCGCACACCGCAGAAGGCGAUGAGGCGACGCUCAACGGGACCGCCACCAUCACCAGUGCCGACGAGGACGUUAAUGAAAAGCGCGGGGCCAAACUCGAAUCGAGCGCACAUGCGGUGACGUCUGGCGGGCGGAGGAAGACGAAGGCGCUGUGGAAGCGGGCGCUGUGCCUGCAGUGA